AUGCUCUCUACUGCUUUCUUAACGGUACUGAUGUCAGCCUUCGCUGUUCGACAAGUUGUCGCUCAAGCAGGUGUGACAUAUGUUACCAGUCGUGAUGGAAAUACGGAAUACCCUUGUUCGGACAUUGAAGAACCUGAAACUUAUUACCAAGACAAGUGCGGAGCAACCACUAAAUCCGGCAUCGCAUUGACCAAAGUCGAAGUCAGAAAUGGUAUAGGUUCGACCAGAGAUGAUUGGACAAUCUACCAAUUCUGCUACUAUGGUACUGGCUCCGACGACUACUGUUCGUAUACAGCCAGCGCGAACUAUCCCGUAAGUUGA
This is a messenger RNA of Kwoniella mangroviensis CBS 8507, 321 nucleotides long. RefSeq lists its product as uncharacterized. Lineage: Eukaryota; Fungi; Basidiomycota; Tremellomycetes; Tremellales; Cryptococcaceae. The transcript has 3 exons. Bases 1 to 321 code for a protein of 106 amino acids. The record is from RefSeq and is a predicted model, not a curated record.